Messenger RNA from Cantharellus anzutake, 510 nucleotides. RefSeq lists its product as uncharacterized. The transcript is spliced from 2 exons. Bases 1 to 510 code for a protein of 169 amino acids. Lineage: Eukaryota; Fungi; Basidiomycota; Agaricomycetes; Cantharellales; Hydnaceae. The record is from RefSeq and is a predicted model, not a curated record.
AUGGCAAAUUUACUCCGCUCAGCCAAGUCUGGCAGUGACUGGGGAGAGAAUGAACUCUAUGUUUUCAAUAUUGGAAUAGCCAAUGAAGACGCAUAUGACAACAUUGAUGAACCGCCCGACACAACCAAGGCAGACAUCGAUUUUUUCGCGUAUUUGGAGGAUGCCAUUGCUGUUCCUCCCAAUGAAGAGUCUUUCGUGGAUGAUUUUGCAUCUAUUGUUCUUAAAUUGAUGGGAUAUGACUCUGGUCGCCGUAUCAUUCACCAACAGAAGGAACUCUCUUUUGGGAUGUGCGGACGGCGGGUGUCUGCCAAGACGGACGUUUGUGUUAUGGAACGUGGGGGAGCCGUGAGGUAUUUGUUGCUUGUACAGAAGGACAAAGAACAUGAUGUCCAGCCAUGUCGUUUUCAGUGCCUAAAUCAACCCAAUAGCACCAUUUAUCCAGCGUCAACCCAGAACCUCAGCUUGUGGCCGAAGCGUUUUAUCAGAAUAACAAAGGAUGAGAACGCAUAG